Racocetra fulgida is the source of this 164-nucleotide messenger RNA. The record is from the annotation of a GenBank genome assembly. Lineage: Eukaryota; Fungi; Glomeromycota; Glomeromycetes; Diversisporales; Gigasporaceae.
AUAACAAAAAAACUGAUCUAUUGGAUUUUGAAGACGAUAAUGAGUCAGACCAUAAUGCUCAAAUUAAGGAUGAAGAACAAGAAGACUCACAGUUUAAGAAACGAAAAAGAAAUGUUAAAAUCGUUACAAAUAAAAGAAAAAAGAGCGUUAAAAAGAACAAAUAA